Molecule: messenger RNA, 1289 nt
Organism: Protobothrops mucrosquamatus (brown spotted pit viper)
Lineage: Eukaryota; Metazoa; Chordata; Lepidosauria; Squamata; Viperidae
Gene: P2RX3
Product: purinergic receptor P2X 3
Exons: 12
Coding region: 1-1224 (407 amino acids)
Biological process (GO): response to ATP; monoatomic cation transmembrane transport
Cellular component (GO): nuclear inner membrane; plasma membrane
Molecular function (GO): ATP binding; extracellularly ATP-gated monoatomic cation channel activity; purinergic nucleotide receptor activity
Source: RefSeq, a predicted model, not a curated record
AUGCUUUCCUCCAGCAUGACGUGCGUAGCAAAUUUCUUCACCUAUGAAACCACCAAAUCUGUGGUGGUAAAGAGCUGGACCAUCGGCGUGAUCAACCGGGCUGUCCAGCUGCUCAUCAUUUCAUACUUCAUUGGGUGGGUGUUCCUGCAUGAGAAGGCCUACCAGAUAAGGGACACCUCCAUUGAAUCCUCUGUUGUGACAAAAGUGAAGGGGUUUGGCAAUUACAGUAACCGGAUUAUGGAUACAGCAGAUUAUGUCACACCUCCACAGGGGACAUCAGUCUUUGUCAUCAUUACCAAACUCAUUGUGACGGAGAACCAGGUCCAAGGCUUCUGCCCUGAGAAUAAUCAUCAUUACCAGUGUACCUCAGAUAGUGAGUGCAAGAAGCCUGUCUCCAUCACCGGAGGUGGAAUAUUAACAGGUCGAUGUGUCAGUUUCAAUGCUACUUUUCGGACCUGUCAGAUCCAGGGCUGGUGCCCAGCAGAAAUGGACAACGUGGAUGUACCUGUAAUGCUAGAAGCUGAAAACUUCACUCUCUUCAUUAAGAAUAGUAUUCGCUUUCCACUGUUCAAUUUUGAAAAGGGAAACCUGCUACCCAACAUCACAACAAAAGAUAUCCAGAAAUGCCACUUCCACCCUUUAAAGCAACCCUUCUGUCCAAUCCUGCGCCUUGGGGACAUUGUAAAAUUUGCAGGCCAAAACUUUACCUCAUUGGCAAGGACGGGUGGGAUAAUAGGAAUCAAGAUUGGAUGGGUGUGUGAUCUGGAUCAUUCUUGGGAGCACUGCAUUCCCAGUUACUCUUUCAGUCGGCUUGACAGCAUCUCCGAAAAGAGCAAAGUUUCAAGCGGAUACAAUUUCAGAUAUGCUAAAUAUUACAAGCAGGAGAACGGCACAGAAUUCCGCACACUGAUGAAGGCAUAUGGCAUUCGCUUUGAUGUUCUUGUAUAUGGAAAUGCUGGAAAAUUUAAUAUCAUACCAACACUAAUCAACUGUGUGGCUGCUUUCACAUCUGUCGGGGUGGGGACAGUCCUAUGUGACAUCAUUCUCCUCAACUUCCUGAAAGGUGCCGAUCAGUAUAAGGCCAAGAAAUUUGAAGAGGUAUCAGAAAUGGUUCUGCGUCCCGCCAUUCCUAGCAGCUCUGUGUAUAGAAGUGACCAAACGUUGGGAGGCCGCUGUGAGGAGAAGCAAUCAACUGAUUCAGGGGCCUACUCAAUUGGGCUCUAAUAAAUAGGAACUUUGAAGCAGAUACAAAUAAAUUAUCUGUGCUGAUCACUGCAUGGACAUUGCCU